Molecule: messenger RNA, 598 nt
Organism: Scaptodrosophila lebanonensis
Lineage: Eukaryota; Metazoa; Arthropoda; Insecta; Diptera; Drosophilidae
Product: coiled-coil domain-containing protein 12
Exons: 2
Coding region: 38-523 (161 amino acids)
Cellular component (GO): post-mRNA release spliceosomal complex; U2-type spliceosomal complex
Source: RefSeq, a predicted model, not a curated record
AUUUAGUUUAUUUACAUUAAAGUUAAAAAUAAUUAAAAUGGAAAAUAAUAAUAGCCUAGGUAAGCUUGCCGAGGAGUCUAUAAAACGAAAGGAGCGCCUACAAAAGUUACGUGAGCAGGCUAAAAAAUCAUCACAAAAUGCGGGAUCUACAGAAUCUGAUGAAAAAUUGCCAAAGCCAAUAUUCCGCAGUUACAAGCCGCAAAAUGAACAUACUAUGGGGGAAGUGCUGCCCCAGGAGCCAACGGGCAACAUCGAAAGUGCAGUUGAGUCUCAGCUUAACUUGCUGGAUCAGCCCAUGGUCAUUGAUGAGAUAGACAUUACUAACCUAGCACCGCGCAAACCUGACUGGGAUCUUAAGCGCGAUGUGAGCAAGAAAUUGGAGCGCCUAGAACGGCGCACACAGAAAGCGAUUGCGGAGCUCAUCCGUGAAAGGCUGAAAUUGAAUCAGGUGGAGGAUUUAAGCCAGGCUGUGAAUGUGGCCACAGCCCAUGUCGGCGAGCAUGCACAGGAAGAUCUUGACUAGUGUAUAUCCAUAGCAAAACAUUUAAUAUAACUAAGCCAAAAUAUACAUAAUUUAAUAAAUACAAAUUUAAAUAAU